Molecule: messenger RNA, 1573 nt
Organism: Planococcus citri (citrus mealybug)
Lineage: Eukaryota; Metazoa; Arthropoda; Insecta; Hemiptera; Pseudococcidae
Gene: U2A
Product: small nuclear ribonucleoprotein polypeptide A'-like U2A
Exons: 6
Coding region: 188-943 (251 amino acids)
Biological process (GO): mRNA splicing, via spliceosome
Cellular component (GO): U2 snRNP
Molecular function (GO): U2 snRNA binding
Source: RefSeq, a predicted model, not a curated record
UGCAACACACAACACAAAGGUGGAACCGCAUCAACUGCCGGCGGUGUUUGUUGAAUUUUGUUUUCGUUUUUUGGAUGGUUUUUGGUGAAAAUAACCUGAUAUUAUGUUUAAUUAUCGUGUAUUAAUUGAAAUGAAGUAAUUAUUCAACAUCUCUUUUGUACGAACUGUUUUCCGCAACAUCUAAACCAUGGUAAAGUUGACGCCAGACUUGAUACAGCAGUCUAUGCAGUAUGUCAACCCUUGUCGAGAUAGAGAACUAAGUUUGAGAGGUUACAGAAUCCCCAUGAUCGAGAAUCUGGGAGCAACGUUAGACCAAUUCGAUACGAUUGACUUCUCGGACAACGAUAUUCGAAAAUUAGAUGGGUUUCCUUUCUUGAAACGUUUAAGUUCUUUAAUACUUAAUAAUAAUGCUGUCGUAAAAAUAGGUGAAAAUCUCGAACAGCAUAUUCCCAAUUUGGAAACACUAAUACUAACUGGAAAUAUGAUGCAAGAAUUAGGUGAUGUUGAUCCUCUAGCCACUUUACCGAAUUUAAAAUUCCUAAGUUUAUUGCAAAAUCCUGUAGCUCAUUUACAACACUAUCGUGCCUAUGUUGUGUACAAACUUCCUCAGCUAAAAGUGUUAGAUUUCAAGAAGAUUAAACUGAAAGAAAAGAAAGAAGCUACAGCGCUGUUCAAGAGCAAAAAAGGAAAGGAAUUGCAGAAGAGUAUUGUUAAAAAAUCCAAAUUCACUCCCGGUGAAAAUCUAUCCGAGUUCAGAAAACCAUCUGCUCAUAGAGCAGAAGAGAUCAAGAAAAUUAGGGAAGCUGUUGCGAAUGUUUCAUCUUUAGAAGAAGCAGAACGAUUACAGCAGAUGUUGCAGUCCGGCAAAUUACCAGAAAAGGAAACCAACGGAAUGGAAGUCGACGAAUACGAAGAAAAAGAAGAAGAAGAUGAUGUUGAAUAAUUUCAUAUUUUCUAUGUUUUUAAUUCGUUUCUAUUUCAGUUCUAUCUGAUAAUGACAGAUACUAAACACAUUGGUCAUUUUGUCUCCUUGGCCUCGAUUCUUCUAAAAAUGAAAAUGUCGCGUGAUUUUGUAAAGAACCUAAUGAAUUAAUUUUUUCAAUAUUCUGCGUUUCUUUGCGAUUUUCUCUUUUCUUGUACCUUGAAAAAAAUGUAUGUAAGAUAGGCGCGCAAGAUAGGUUUGGUGAAAAUGUUGUAAAAUUAUUUCAUACUCGUUUUAUUCGAUGUUUGAUAUUUUCACUUGAUACUACCUCAUUUUUAAUUGCAUAUUUGAGGCUUUUGAUUAAGUACUUUUUGUAAUAGAUUUCAAGAAUUUUCAGUUUAGUUUUAAAUUUAUCAAAAUGUCGAGAAGCUAAUAAAUAUUGUUUUGUAUAAUGCAAAUGUGUUUCAUUUUUGUUAUUUUUUCGCACUUUAUUAAUAAUAUAUUUGAAGUUUUGUUUCAGGCGGUCAUCAAUGUGACAAGUUUUGCGCUGCUGAAUUGAAGUUGCAAGUUUGUUACAUUUUCAUCGGUGGUACAGGCAAUUAUUUUCUAUUUUAUCGUGUGAUUGUUGAAAUAAAUUUCGUUUUUGUUGGA